Messenger RNA from Humulus lupulus (European hop), 1200 nucleotides. RefSeq names its product serine carboxypeptidase-like 42. Gene Ontology annotation, biological process: protein processing. Bases 1 to 1200 code for a protein of 399 amino acids. Gene Ontology annotation, molecular function: serine-type carboxypeptidase activity. NCBI's taxonomy places the organism in Eukaryota, Viridiplantae, Streptophyta, Magnoliopsida, Rosales, Cannabaceae. The transcript is spliced from 12 exons. The record is from RefSeq and is a predicted model, not a curated record. Gene Ontology annotation, cellular component: membrane.
AUGAGAGCUCAGGACAAUCUGGAAUUUUUAUUGAAGUGGUUUGAACGUUUUCCUCAGUACAAAGGAAGGGACUUCUAUAUUACAGGAGAGAGCUAUGCAGGACAUUAUGUUCCUCAGCUGAGCCAGGCAAUUGUAAAACACAACUCUGCAACAAAGGAAAAAACCAUUAAUCUGAAGGGUUAUAUGGUGGGAAAUGCUUUAACUGAUGAUCACCAUGAUCACUUGGGGCUUUUCCAAUUCAUGUGGUCAGCUGGCUUGAUAUCUGACGAGACAUACAAAUUACUAAACCUUCUAUGUGUUUCUCAGCCAUUUAUACACUCCUCGAGUUCAUGUGAUAAGGUUCUCGAAAUUGCUUCUGAAGAACUUGGCGACAUUGAUCCAUAUAGCAUCUACACUCUCGCCUGCCAUGCUAAUGGUAGCCAAACAAAUCAAUUGCGGAAAAGAAAGCACAGGGUUGGUCGCAUUAGUCAGAAGUAUGAUCCUUGCACAGAGAAGCACUCAACUGUCUACUUCAAUUCACCUGAGGUUAAACGGGCACUUCAUGAUUCCUUGUUGCUUGGGAAAAUUCAUGUGGCCCUUUUGAAACAUCUUCUAUCUGAUAUUGAAGUGGAGCUCAACAACGAAUCUUUGCCUCAUCAGAGUAAAUCUUGCAAUUAUCUUGCAUUGCUUCACAUGGGAUCUGGUAUAUUGUGGAACAAGUAUGAUUUUCCUGUAUUCUUGCUCUCGGAGAGUAGUACGAAGAACAUCCAAGAGGUUUCUGAAGAAAUUUUGAAGAGACAGAGAUCUUAUACCACUGUUGUGGCUGAGUUUGAUCUUGUGAUGCAGACAGUGAAAGCUGGAACUCGUGAUUCAGAAUCUUGUUUGAAAGAGGAGACCUGCCUUCCAUUAGGGGGAUACAGUGUUUGGUCAUCACUUCCUCCGCUUAAUAUCUCCUCCUCAGAUCAGGGUAAGCCUAUUAUAUUGACUGUGGCGUCAAUGGAUUCGGCUUCAUUUUUCUGUGACAAAAGCCUUAUUGCAGACUCCCCAAUAUCAGGCAUGAUUGCACUCUUGGCAGCGGUCGAUGCACUAUCACAUUUGGAGGCUUUCCAUGACCUUAAUAAACAGGUGAGUGAGAUGAAUCUUCUUUUCAAUCUUUGUUCUGCAAUUUUUUUCCCUUGUAUUGAAGCAUUUAUCUAUCUCAUUUCAACAUUUCAUGUUUAA